AUGUUAGGUCGUAUAUUUCGAACUCAAAAUCGUACAGCUAUUUAUAAUCGAGCACAUCGAAUAACAGCAUCAUUUUUAAUUGGUUUAACUGGUGUUGCUUUUCUUGCUGUUUGUCAUCAAUUAUAUAAGGCUAAAACUGAAUAUUUACCUGAAAUUCGUCGACGAGGUAAAGAACGUCUUGAAACAGCUCUUGCCGUACGACAAAGUGAAGCUGAAUUUGUUGAACAACAACAUUCCAAUAUAAAACAAAAUCAACAUGAAGAAGAGACUGGUCCAUCAGCAUCUAAUGAAGAUGUUACUUUUGAUUAUCCAGAUAUAAAAUAUGAAUUUCUUGAUAAUACUGCUGAUAUACAAAUUCAUGCAUGGGGAAACUCUGUUGAAGAAUCUUUUGAACAAGUAGCUAUGGGAAUGUUUGCAUAUAUGACUGAUAUUGAUCAUAUUGAAAAUCGUGAUAUGAAACAAAUUGAUAUUCAAGUCGAAGGUGAUUUACAAAAUUUAUUAUAUAAAUUUUUAUCUGAAUGGCUUGAAGUUUAUGGUACAGAAGAUUAUUUUAUAGCAAGAAAAAUUGAAAUUAAUUUAUUUGAUCGUCAUCAAUUACGUAUAAUUGCUCGUGGUUAUGGUGAAACAUUUGAUUUAUCACGACAUACACAAGGAACUGAAAUUAAGGCAAUCACUUAUUCAAAUAUGCAAAUACAUGAAGAAGCAUCAACACAUGAUGUCUAUGUCAUUGUUGAUAUUUAA
This is a messenger RNA of Rotaria sp. Silwood1, 741 nucleotides long. NCBI's taxonomy places the organism in Eukaryota, Metazoa, Rotifera, Eurotatoria, Philodinida, Philodinidae. The record is from the annotation of a GenBank genome assembly.